Salvelinus sp. IW2-2015 is the source of this 1972-nucleotide messenger RNA. Its product is annotated as rho-related GTP-binding protein RhoV-like. Gene Ontology annotation, molecular function: GTPase activity; protein kinase binding; GTP binding. The record is from RefSeq and is a predicted model, not a curated record. Gene Ontology annotation, biological process: endocytosis; Cdc42 protein signal transduction; establishment or maintenance of cell polarity. Lineage: Eukaryota; Metazoa; Chordata; Actinopteri; Salmoniformes; Salmonidae.
GAGUCUUUGACCAUUUUUAGGGCCAAUACAAGACCUUCGUUAAUUAUACUUCAUAUCUGUUGUCAAAAUACACAACUGGAAAUAAUUUAUUGCUCUUCUGAUUCGUUGCACAUUAGAGACAAUUGCCAACACUAAAAAGUUAAGAUAAAUAAUUGUAUUAUUGUCACGACCAAAAAAAUAUUAGCACAGCAAAUAUUUUGGGAAGCAGCUCACACCUCAAAACAACCUGCAAUAUAGGAACUCAACCAACCAUUCAAGGGUCUUACUAUAUAUAUUGUCUGCCAACCCUCCGCAAAUAGUUGACAGCUUUCCUUCAGCUGGUGGGGGCGGGGCUAUGCAAAUCACAACAUGACUGAGCGGAAAGUUGCCUCAAAACCGAUUCGCGUCACUGUCAUUCACAACCCAACAAGGUGAGACUACAGAACACAUCGCAUUACAGAAGAAAAACUCUUCUAGAGAAUCGCACCUCGGAAUAGCCUAAAAUAAGACUGAGCUUUUAUGCACUGGAAAGUUACUAUUCUUCAACUUUAAUCGUUGGACAUGCCACCUCAAAUGGAUUAUUAUUGUGAAGAAUCCCGCGUCGCCUCUUCAUGCGGAUUGAUGAGCCAAGAGACCGGGUUGGAGAGGGAGCCAGCGCCCGGGUUGGAGAGGGAGCCAGCGGCUAUCAGCUGUAUGCUGGUGGGGGACGGGGCUGUGGGCAAGACAAGCAUGAUAGUCAGUUACACCAGCAAUGGAUACCCCACGGAAUACAAACAGACCGGCUUUGAUGUCUUUUCUGGUCAGGUCCAAGUAGAAGGAGCCCCAGUCAGAAUACAACUACUGGACACAGCUGGACAGGAGGUGUUUGACGAUUUCCGCUCCCUCUCCUACUCCCAGACGGACGUCUUCCUGCUCUGCUUCAGUGUGGUCAACCCCACCUCCUUCCACAAUGUCACCAACAAGUGGAUCCCAGAGAUCCGAGCCUGCAACCCCUCAGCUCCCAUCAUCCUCGUGGGCACCCAGUCCGACCUCCUGCUGGACGUCAACGUUCUGAUCAACCUGGCCCGUGGCGGGGUCAAACCAGUGCUGACCCCUCGGGCGCGGAGCAUGGCGGUGAAGAUCAGAGCGGCMGACUAUGUSGAYUGUUCUUCGUUGACGCAGAAGAACUUAAAAGAGGCGUUUGACGCGGCCAUUUUUGCUGCCAUCAAACACAAGGRCAGGAAGGAGAAGAAGAGGCAGCUGURGGACAGACGCACCAAGGCCUUCUCUAAAUGCAGCUGGAAGAAAUUAUUCUGUUUUAUCUGAGAUGAGAUCCCAUGGGUCCUGGACAGAAUAAUGACUAUUAUUAUUUAUUAACUUAUGAAGACUUACUAAGAACUUGUAGCUUUGGAAUCAUCCCAGAAUUGGUAAAGGAACUGAGUUAUAUUGGAGUCCUGCACUGAAGACAGUGGUAUAGUGUACUUCAGUAGCCCUUGUAGGUAACCAAGUAAGAACGGGUACUGAAACAUAAUACAGACAAGAGAAUAUCAAAUCAAACCAAGGACAUUGAGUACAUCUUGUCAGUGGGACAAGGCUGCCAUGUAAAUGUUGUCAAUUCCUUUGCAUGGUCUGGAUUGGUGCCUUUUCCAACCUGAGAGUUUACUGCACUGCCUCUGUGUGAUAGUCAGAGAGUCAGUGGGUUGUGAGAGAGAAGGAUAUGUUMAGGUAGUCAGGGGUUGGUUGUUAGCCUUUUCUCAUUUGCAUUCUUUGCUGCCCAGCCACACAGACCCAGGCCUAUUCAUAUUCAACAGUGUAUGUAGGCUGAAGUCACAGCGCUAGGUGCUACCUUCUUACCUGUGUGUGAAUGGCUUCCACAGGCCAUUGUGUUGAUUAGAGCGGCACGUAGCCUAGCGGUUAGGGCAUUGGGCCAGCAACCGACGAGGUAAAAAAAAAAAAACGAAAAUCGCACUGCACUUUUUAUUUAUUUUAUUUUCCCUUUAUUUAACCAGGUAGG